UCUGUGAACACAGCUAAAGCAAACACCGAUAUUUCUGCUAUAACAAAUAGGUGCAUUAAAAAGCACUUGGUGUUAAAACGUGCAUAUUUCAUUUUUUCUGCAUUAUCUUCCCUAAAGGGUGGUUUUUGUUGACCGUCAAUAAAUCCGGCUUAGGGCGUGCUUAUUUAGCUUCGAAACAUGUGUAAAAGUGCCACACUUUUUUUCCUGCUGCUGCCUGCUGUUUUCGCCCUUCCAACCCAGGACGACCUGAUGCAGGAGCUGGGGGACGACACCGCCGUGGUGGAGUCCACCGUUCGGGAGGCCAGAGCCAUCGUUCCCGAGCAUAUCGAGGACCUCCUGCAGCCAGGAACUAAAGAAGCUUUCCUGCACACCUAUGGCGACAAAGAGGACGCCGAUGGCGACGUGCAAGGCUACCGCAAGAAAACGCAGGACAAGGGCAGCGAUGGCUACCACCACUUCGACAGCUACCACAAGAAGGAUGGGGACAAAUACGGGUACGAAAUUCACUCGGAGUACGGGAAAUCGGACAAAGCUAGUGCCGGGGACACCGGGAAAGCUGGCAAACAUUCCGAUGGUGCUGGCGGGUCCGAAACCAAGAAAGCUUACAAAGUAGUGGAAAACGUCAAUGAGGGUAAAAAGGGCGUGAGCGCUGUUGAAGAUUAUGAGGGCGAUUCCGGCUAUUACGCCGAUUCCGGUGACUCGGAAGGCUACACGGACGGGGAAUCUGAAAAUUACAGCGAAGGAGAAGCAGAAUCCGGAGGAUACGUCGAGGGAGGGAACGCUGGAGCCGAAUAUUACGGAGGAUAUGAUGAAGGAGAUGGUGAUUCAGGUCAUUAUACAGAGGACGGCGACGAUGGAGCGGAAUAUGAUGAUGGAGAGGCCGAGGACGACGAUGACUAUUGAUUCUCGUUCCAUACACUUUGUUACCUGUUUUUAUUGUUACAAAAAUAAACAAAAUUGUUGCCUGUUUCA
Molecule: messenger RNA, 972 nt
Organism: Tribolium castaneum (red flour beetle)
Lineage: Eukaryota; Metazoa; Arthropoda; Insecta; Coleoptera; Tenebrionidae
Exons: 5
Coding region: 178-903 (241 amino acids)
Source: RefSeq, a predicted model, not a curated record